Atta colombica is the source of this 1868-nucleotide messenger RNA. RefSeq lists its product as uncharacterized. The coding region runs from base 348 to 1778 and encodes 476 amino acids. The record is from RefSeq and is a predicted model, not a curated record. NCBI's taxonomy places the organism in Eukaryota, Metazoa, Arthropoda, Insecta, Hymenoptera, Formicidae. The transcript has 3 exons.
GGUAGAUAUUAGAUGAGCUAGAUCGUUGGCGUCGCGUAUUCGCAUUUGAACACAAAUAGGCUUCUAAGCUAUGCUGGUUAGGACGAAGGAUGAAGUGAUCUAGGACGAUUGGAGUUUUUGUGACUACAACCAUAUGUCAGCUGAUCGGCUCACACUUAAUUCAGUUGCGGUAUUUGCGAUAAUUUCGUUUCGAAUUAGAGUUUCGAGUUGAAAAAGCGUUUCCUCACUCAUUCCGAGUCUUGAUUUAUUUAUACGUUGAUAACCAAGUGUGAUUUCCGGAUUCUCGAAUACUAUUGCUUAAUUUUGCUCAAGUUAUAAAGGAAGCUUUAGAUCUUCUUCGAAAUAUUAUGGAGGAGAAUAAAGAUUUUAAAAAUAUUUGGAAAGUUUAUCGUUCAUCUGAGACAGAACGAGUUAGAUCAAAUACUUUACCUGGAUUGUUGCCAUCCAAUAACCAGUCGUUCAAAUACAACACGAGCGACAAUUCGCAUGCUUUAAUCAGACCAUACAGUUGCGAACUAUAUGGGAGUAACAGAGAAUUAAGCAUAAGGUUCCAAGAUAGGAUGUUAAAAGUUAACAGUGACCGUAUGAGUACAUGGGUUUUUCCACACUACAAUCAUGGUAUUGAAAAUCUGAACUGGAGCAUGCAAUGUAACCAAGGAUCAUUUAUAAGAAACACUACACCAAUGAAAGAUCAGUUGGAACAUAUGGAAGUUGAAUCAGCGAAUCAAUCAACAGAGGAAUAUACUGUAUAUCAACCAGAAGAGGCUGGUACAAUUAAAUCUGUUAUUUUUUCAAAGAAGACUAGUUUGCGCCCAAAAUUGAAAAUAAAAUCUGAGAAACAAAAACCUGAGAAGAGACAGGGCUCAAAUCCUGUGAACGAAGACAAUAUAACACCUACAAAGAAAUCGAAGGAUGUAUUAGACAAUCUCCAUCCAAUUACUCUGUCUGAUUCUUCUGCCAUUUUUACUACUGAUAGCUGCAACAAACGCGAUCCUCAAGCUAAACAUCCGCUGAAAAAGAACUUUUUCUUCUGUAAACGUUCUAUGUUUUUACUAUUAUUAUCUACGAUACUUGUAGCUUUUAUCUCGGUGUACUUGUAUGAAAAUCAGGAGACUCGCAAGCAUAGCAAUGAUUUUGCGAAUGCCGUUAUUGAAUUAAAGGAGCGAAUUCAUGGUCACAAUUUGCAGAAACUCUGUGAAUAUCUUCAGAGUGAUGUACCCUCUUUCAAAGUGAUAGUUCUCUUCGGUGACACAGGCGUCGGUAAAUCAUACACGGUAGAUAUCAUAAGAAGGAAUUUCCCACGAAAGUAUGCUAUUCGUCAAUAUUUCCCGCCAUUGGAAGCCGUGAAUGACAUCAACCUUCCUCUCUUAUAUCCGAAUCUAAUUAUUCUGGAAAAUUUGAAAAAACGCGAUUUAACGGCCUUUGUAAACUUUCUAGAGGCCCGUCGAGACACGUAUAAGAAUCGCUUCGUGACCAUACUGGCCAUUUUCAACUUCGAAGAUUUAAUUGAACUCGAGAUACGAAUAAGAAAUCGGCUCCAUGAUGCAGCCGUAAUAAAAAACGCUUUUCUCAACAAAAAUAUUGAAGUUGAAAUUUUUUUCUAUGAUUCUUUGAAUGAGAAUGCUUUAGAGAGUUGCAUUAUAGAUGCGAUCAAAGAGAGCAAGUUGACGCUCAAUGAAAAACAAUUUGAUCUUGUUAAAGAGAAUCUGUUGAUACAUCAGGCCGGUUGUAAAAGGGCCUACAGGUAUGUUCAGAUGAUCGGUAGGCAACAUGAAUGAAUGUAAAAAUUGAUCGAUAGAAUUCCUUACAAGACGAAAAGACUGAUGAAAUCAUUAUUUUACGACUGACAUAACAAAUAUCCGACUGUG